Phycodurus eques (leafy seadragon) is the source of this 2111-nucleotide messenger RNA. Its product is annotated as cilia- and flagella-associated protein 99-like. NCBI's taxonomy places the organism in Eukaryota, Metazoa, Chordata, Actinopteri, Syngnathiformes, Syngnathidae. Bases 1 to 1995 code for a protein of 664 amino acids. The transcript has 15 exons. The record is from RefSeq and is a predicted model, not a curated record.
AUGGCGAAAAGCCACGGGGAGCUUGCCAAGGAGGCCAUUGUGCUGCUCGACAAGUUCACUGCAGGGAGAACGAGUUUGGAUGACUUUAUGGAAGAUGCAGCUAAGCAUCUGCAGGAUAUGGAACCUGAAUCUAUGAAGUUCAUUCUUGAUCUCGUCUCUGGAUGCAUCGAGUACAAGAAGUUGCUGGACAUAGUCAUCAAUCCUUUCUUUGGUCAGGGUGGCAAACUUAUAUCCAAACGUUAUCACAACCAUUUUGUUGUGAUAUGUUACCUCACCAUAUUCCACUUUGACGACCUUGGACUUCAGGCUUUCAGCAACAUUGUCAGAUCUCUGGACAUUAAAAGCAUGCACAAUUUCCUGAGUUUCUUCUUUAUGAACCUCACCACUUGGGUACAAGAUGAGUGGAAUCGUGUCUAUGAUGUUGCAUAUGUGAAGGACCACUGGAUUGAGCCUCUGCUCAGGAAGCGCUCUGAGAUUGAGCCACUCAUGGAGAAGCUUGCUGCCAAAGUAUCGGAAGGGAUGCGGUUACGGAAAGCUCCACCAAAAACUACUGACCUUAUGGAGUUCUCCUUUGUUAAACCUAAAUCAACAUCUGCACGUCAGCCUCAACUCAGCCCUCUGCCGGAAAAACACAAAAAAAUACCCAGCAGCACUUACAGGACUCCAAAAGUGAUCCAGAUCUUAGAAGAGAUCAAGCAAAGGAACCAUCAAGUGGCUGAGGAGCUGCUAUAUGAGGUUAAUAUGAAACAAUUUGGAUUUGCAAGACCAAGAAGGACUGAUUGCACACAGAGAUUGCUGUACCAGAUAACUGAAGAUUUGGAAUCAAGGCUGCAGUCCGAAUCAUUUAAUGCCAAGGCACAUCCUCCUCCCAUUAUUAAGGCUUCUCAGGAUGUCGGCCCUGUCAAGCUUAACACUGCUGCCAUGCUGAGGCGGAGGGUGCUACAUGACCGCCACGUGGAAGACAAGCUGCAGAGAAUAGAGAAUCUGGUGGAAGGGGCACACGAGCCUUCAGUUUUUCUACAGAAGGAGAAAGAAAUGCGCGAGAAAGACCAUCAGGAUAACUUGGCAAAGAUUGAGCACAAGCAUGCUAGUGUAAUUCUCAGCCAUUGGGAGGCCGUUUUAGCCCGCGGACAAACAAUAGAACGUAACAAGAAGGCUGCUCGGCUCAAAAGAGAUGAGACAGUUAAGCGGACUCAGCAAAAUGCCCAGAAAAGGUUGGAGGAAGAAAAAGAAAAAAAAGACUUGGUGCAGCAAGUGGCAGAAGGUCACAGUAACUCCCAAAAAGCUACAGAGAGGGUGAAGAAAUUCAAGCAGAGCGCUGUAAAAGAUUUCGUAGCGCACAAUCAAGAGAUCGUUCGUCAAGCACAAGAAGAAACAAAGGUAGCGCUAACCAGGAAGUUGGAAAUAAUCAGUGAAAUCCAUGCCAUGGAAUGUUUCCCUAAUGUGAGAAGCAACAUGUUUGAUGACACAGAGAUUGCAGGUCAUGAACUGCUAGGAGAGAUGUCCCACGCCGAGCUGAAGGAGCGUUUGUUCCUCAUGAAGGAAGCAGAGGUGAACGAGCAGCAGAAGAAACGAGAUCUCAUCCAGAGGGAGAAGCAGAAGAAGAAGAAACUGCUGUUGGAGGACAUGGAGAAUAUCAACCUCCACAGUAGAGCCAUGGCAAUUGCCACUACCCUCAGGAAAGAGGAGGAGAAGCAAUCCGAGCUGCAAUUGCAGAAGACAGUAAUACAGGAUAUAAAGGUCUUGGCUAUGCAAAAGAAGAUUGAAGAAGUGAAGAAGGAGUGUCAAAAACUGAAGAAAAAUGAAAGCAAGAAGGCCAAACCAUCAAAGCAGGCAGCAGCACACCCCGAUGGAACCGUAGAGACGCACAGUAAAGAUGGAUUGAAGAAGAUAAACUGGGAAGACUUGGAGCAGUGUUUAGAGCGGCACAUCGAGAGGAAAGGUCCUCAUGUUAUUUCUCAGAGAGGAGGUCACUCAAGAAAUAAAUUCAGUUGAAUUUAAUUUCAUUUAUAUAUAUAGAGGCUUAUCACACCAACAGGUUUUGUGAUGACACUUAAGCUUCUAUAUCAAAUUAAGUCUUCAAAGAAAAAAGUUCUUUCACUACUGUUCAA